Messenger RNA from Ctenopharyngodon idella (grass carp), 2738 nucleotides. It is a transcript of the gene fga, whose product is annotated as fibrinogen alpha chain. Gene Ontology annotation, cellular component: fibrinogen complex. The transcript is spliced from 9 exons. Bases 138 to 2270 code for a protein of 710 amino acids. Gene Ontology annotation, biological process: platelet activation; blood coagulation; protein polymerization. Lineage: Eukaryota; Metazoa; Chordata; Actinopteri; Cypriniformes; Xenocyprididae. The record is from RefSeq and is a predicted model, not a curated record. Gene Ontology annotation, molecular function: signaling receptor binding.
UGUCCUCUGUUCCAGACUGCGGGGGCUGGAGACUCAGUGACGAUGGUCAAUAAUGAGUCAAUCUGUUGAUCAAUCAGAAGGGUUCAUAUGGGAUGUGUGAGCAGUGAGAGUCUGUAUUCUGCACAGAGCGGCCAGAGAUGAAGCUCACACAUUCGUUCUUCUGCCUGUUUGUGGUUGUGUCCUCUGCCUUGUCAGAGGACGUAAUCGUGGACCCUAGAGGUGUUCGUCCUGUUCAACAUGGCUACAAGGCACAAGACACCUGUCAGACAAAAGAAUGGCCUAUGUGCACAGAUGAUGACUGGGGAAGCAGAUGUCCAUCCGGUUGCCGAGUUCAAGGCCUCAUGGACAAAGCUGACCACGAUAUUCACACGAAGAUUACGAAAAUUAGCAGUCUCCUGGACGAGGGCAAGAAACUUUAUCGCUCUGCUGAUCAAGUGUCCAAAACCACUUACAGUUACCUAAGAGAGCGACUGACCUCUUCCUCCGGUAAUGAUAACAGGUACGCCUCGCUGGCCGACCAGCUGAGACAGAGAAUUACUGAUAUCAAGAUUAAAAUUGACCGUCAACUCCGGUUACUGGACGCUCUGAAGUCGCAGGUCAAAGAUCAAGUUAUUGUAAUGCAGCGACUUGAGGUCGACAUUGACAUUAAACUACGCACAUGCAAGGGCUCUUGCGCCAGCUACAGUGAGUUCACGGUGGACAAGGAGAGCUACGUGACUCUGGACAAGCAAAUGGACCAUCUGAACACUAUCCGCGUACAGAGUGUGGAGACAGUCAGUUCCCUGGGAAUCAUGAAGAGCAGGCCGUUGAAGGACGUGGUGUUACCCUCCAUAUUUAAAAGUGGAACGGGUAAAGCUGAGCAGAAGCAGCUCCUCUUCGGAGACGUGGGUCAGAUGCAGCUUACUCUGGAAGCAGAAGGGUCCACUGCCGAAUCUGCCGCAACUGUUAGCAAGUUCCCCACAUCAGGUACGGGCUCAACUUCCUCCUCUACAUCACAUGCCUCCUCCUCUUCCACCUCCACCUCCACCUCCACCGUCAAGCAGUGCACCAAGUCAGUGCGCACAGUGGUAACACAUACCAAAGACGGCCCCGUGACGAAGACUGAGGUUUCGGCUAGUGGGCCUGGGUGUGAAGAUUUAGAAAAACUAGGAAUUUCUGAUUCAGAAUUUUUGACGGCAGCCAAAGACAGGAAAGAACUGAAGCGUGACGGUGUGAAAAUAACCGUGACUGGUGGGGAUGAAAAGUCCGUCACUUCUUUCACUCACGGCACCGAUGAUCUAGGUGGCUUCGGUGGAGACUUCUUCAAGAGGCAUGGCUCUGAUACCCAAGAGUUGUCCUCAUCCUCAUCCUCCACGAAAACAGUCGUGUCAGAUGGAAGCAAGAGUUACUCAAAGACCACCCUCUCUAGGGAACCAAUUUUUGGGGAUGACCUUGGGGCAUUUAUGCGUGGUGAUGUGGAAGAGGAUCUGCCCGACAUCCACGCACGAAGUUUGAAAUCGAAGGACGACCGCAAGGCUGGCCUUGUUGGUAGAGUGUGUACGGCCUUGAAAUCCAGUCGCAAACAACAUAAUCAUUAUGGUUACAGCAAAUUUGGACAGUGUCCAGCACGGCCAACAUAUCCUUUGUGCUCUGAUGAGGAGAGGGAAGAUAAAUGUCCAUCUGGGUGUCAACUGGAGGGUCUAAUUAAUGUGGCAGAUGAAGACAUUCGUAAACGACUGAGAAAUAUUUGUGAAAGGAUUCAACAAAAUCAGGACAUCACUUCAUCAGUAAUGCAAAAGAGUGUCCAGUUUUAUUGGUCACAAAGAAAAACUAUCAUCCAAACAUAUAUGCAGGAGCUCAGAUAUGCAGAGCUUGCUGAAGACCUUCAAAGAAAUCUAACAUUCCUGCACAAAAGGACUGCAGGACUUGCAAAAGAUUUACAGAAGCACCAUCGCAUGAUCUGGGAUCAGAUAAAUGAAAUCCGUCGAAUUGAGGUGGACAUUGACAUCAAAAUCCGUGCAUGCAAAGGAUCAUGCAAGCAAACCUUUGACCCUGCCGUUGAUAACGAAGCCUUCGAAGCUAUGGAGAACAAAAUGGCGCAGUUCAGCGUAAUCUCGAAGAGGCGGAAAUCAUUCUCUAAAGUCCAAAAACUAAAACUUCAGUCGGCUGAUCGGCCCACUGUGUCUCCCACUUACCGGAAAAUUCCCAUUGUACGCACUGAGCUCCUUACAAAGUUUGAAGACAUUGAGCAGCAUCAAAUGGUUUUAGAUGAACUCCUUGAAGAUUUUUAAUCAUAUUUAUGUCUAGAUUAGUAAUAUGAGGGAUUGUUUUUAUCUGACAGUGUAUGAUUUGGUAAUGUAUGAGCAGUAUUGGCAAAUACUGCACUUAUUUCUUGUGACUUAGUUUGUUAAAUAUUUGCUGCAUAUUUAUUUAAAGAUCACUGUUUAUUUUGUCAACAUCACCUGAACAGUUUCUUGUUUUUUAUUUUAUAUAUCUAACUUAUGUCCAAUAUUCCAGGUAUAGUGUUAGAAAAAUACAAAUAUUCUAUUUUUUGCAGCAGAAGAAAAAAAAAAAAGACUAAAAUGGCUGUGCCUUAGUUGCAGCUAAGAAGCAAAUGUGAAUGAAAUGUGAUAUGAGCAGAAUGUAUUAAAUGUAUUAAAUAUACCUCAGUAAAUUCUCACAACUGUGUAACGUUUUUGUAAGCCAUAUAAUGAGUAUCAUGACUUCUGCCCCAAUAAAACAACAUGUUUCAUAUGGCA